Messenger RNA from Trachymyrmex septentrionalis, 531 nucleotides. RefSeq names its product histone-lysine N-methyltransferase SETMAR-like. Lineage: Eukaryota; Metazoa; Arthropoda; Insecta; Hymenoptera; Formicidae. The coding region runs from base 1 to 531 and encodes 176 amino acids. The transcript is spliced from 4 exons. Gene Ontology annotation, molecular function: nucleic acid binding. The record is from RefSeq and is a predicted model, not a curated record.
AUGGAUCAUUUUCUUGACGUCUGUGAUUUAUUUCUCAAACGUCAAGAAAAUGAUCCAUUUUUGAAGCGCAUCAUCACUGGGGACGAGAAAUGGGUUGUCUACAACAAUGUUAAACGCAAGAGAUCAUGGAGUAAAAAACAUGAACCGGCUCAAAGCACUUCGAAAGCCGAUAUUCAUCAAAAAAAGCUUCUACCGGACAACACAACGAUCAAUUCUGAAGUGUACUGUCAUCAGCUGGACAAAUUGAAUGAUUCAUUUAAACAGAAAAGGCCAGAAUUGAUCAAUAGAAAAGGUAUAGUGUUCCACCAAGAUAAUGCGAGACCUCAUACAAGUUUGGUAACUCGCCAAAAGCUUUUACAGCUUGGAUGGGAUAUACUGCCACACCCACCAUAUUCUCCAGAUCUGAUGUUAAUAGGACUUCCGUUUCCGGACCUAGGCAAGUUAGAAAGUGCCACAAGUUACUGUAUUUUUCACGGGAAAAUCGAGAGUUCCCGGAAGAUUACUUCAGGUAAAGUGGCAGAAUUAACAUAA